This is a messenger RNA of Entelurus aequoreus (snake pipefish), 2895 nucleotides long. RefSeq lists its product as uncharacterized. Bases 1542 to 2396 code for a protein of 284 amino acids. Gene Ontology annotation, cellular component: membrane. The record is from RefSeq and is a predicted model, not a curated record. The transcript has 8 exons. NCBI's taxonomy places the organism in Eukaryota, Metazoa, Chordata, Actinopteri, Syngnathiformes, Syngnathidae.
GUGCGCCACAUAAAAUUAUGUGGCAGUCCACUUAAAGUAUUGUAGUUGGCCACUUCAAAUAAUGUGGUGGACUACAUACAAUGAUGUGGCAGUCCACUUAAAAUAUUGUAGUUGGCCACCUCAAAUAAUAUAGUGGACCACAUAAAUUGAUGUGGCAGUCCACUUAAAAUAUUGUAGUUGGCCAAUUCAAAUAACGUAGGGGACCAGAUAAGAUGAUGUGGCAGUCCACUUAAAACACUGUAGUCCACUUAAAAUAUUGAGGUGGGUCACUUCAAGUAAUGUAGUGGACCACAUAAAAUGAUGUGGCAGUCCACUUAAAAUAUUGAGGUGGGUCACUUCAAAUAAUGUAGUGGACCACAUAAAAUUAUAUGGCAGGCCACUUAAAAUAUUGUAGUUGGCCACUUCAAAUAAUGUAGUGCACCACAUAAAAUUAUAUGGCAGUGCACAUAAAAUUAUAUGGCAGUGCACUUAAAAUAUUGUAGUGGGCCACAUAAAUUAUGUGGCAGUCCACUUAAGUUAUUGUAGUUGGCCACUUCAAAUAAUGUAGUGGACUACACACAAUGACGUGGCAGUCCACUUCAAAUAUUGUAGUUGGCCACUUCAAAUAAUGUAGUGGACCACAUAAAAUGAUGUUGGCAGUCCACUUAAAAUAUUGUAGUUGGCCACUUCGAAUAGUGUAGGGGACCAGAUAAGAUGAUGUGGCAGUCCACUUAAAAUACUGUAGUGGGCCACGUAAAUUGAUGUGGCAGUCCACUUAAAAUAUUGAGGUAGGUCACUUCAAAUAAUGUAGUGGACUACAUAAACUGAUAUGGCAGGCCACUUAAAAUAUUGUAGUUGGCCACUUCAAAUAAUGUAGUGGGCCACAUAAAUGACAAAGUGGACCACAUAAAAUGAUGUGGCAAAAAAUAAUGUGGUGAGUCACCUAAAAUAAUGUUGCAGGCCACAUAAGAUAACAUUGCAGGCCAAUCAAAAUAAUGUGGCGGACUGCAUAACAUGACAUAGUGGGCCACAUAAAUAAUGUAGUGGGCCAAGCUAAAUUACGUGGCGGGCCACAUAAAAUAAUGUAGCAGACCACAUAAAAUGAUGUGGCUGGCCCCAAAAAAUUAUGUGGCGGACUGCAUAAAAGGACUUGUGGGACCAUUUCAAAUAAUGUAGCGGAACUCAUAAAAGGAUGGGGUGGAUCAAAUACAUUUAUGUGGCGAGCCACAUAUAAGAAAAUGGCUGACCAAUUUGAAAUAAUGUAGCUGACUAAAUAAAAGUAUGUGGCGAACCACAAAAAAUUAUGUUGCGGGCCAUUUAAAAUAAUGAAGCGGACCACAUAAAAUGAUGUGGCUGGUCCCCAAAAAUAAUGUGACGGACCACAUAAAAGAACAUGGCUGACCAAUUUCAAAUAAUGUAGCUGAUUUUAAAGUAUGUAGCGGACCACAGAAAAUUAUGUGGCAGGCCAAUUUAAAUGAUGCAGCGGCCCACAUUGAAUUAUCUGGCAAGCCACUAAGAAUUAUCAGGCGAGCCACAUUAAAUGACCUAGCGGGUCACAUUAAAUGACAUGGCGGGCCAGAUUAAAUGAUCUGGCUGGCCUUGAAUUAGAAUUUCACACCUGUGUUUUAGAUUCUUCCCGCUAUCUCACCAAGAUGGCUGACAACGACCCGAAAGACCCGGCUCCUUCAUCGGGGACACUCUCCCCAGGCCAGCUGCAGUCUCACUUCAAGAUGGAACCAAAGACCCUGGGGGCCGUCCAGCUCGUUAUUGCAGCUGUGAUUCUGUGUCUGAGUGCCUCCGUGUUCCAAGUCCACGAAGUCCACUUCACGGCAGACAUAGCCCUCUUCCUCAUCGUGGUCAUACAGGUGACUUUGUCGGGGUCUGUGUUGAUCUACAGUGGGAGGAGACCCACUCUUUUUUGGGUGAAAUGUGCCCUCGUUUUGCAUCUCAUCAGCGCUGCUUUCGCCACCGCCGCCCUGGGUCUGAUGUCCAAGCACCUCCCCUACAGGCAGGACUCAUACCACUGCGAGCACUGCCGCCGAUUGGAGCUCCACGCUGUGCAACAUUGUUUCAGGAAAUGCACAGCGCUGAUCGAGCAAAAGUGUGAACUCUUGAUUGACGGGAUCCUAGGAACGCUGGUGGUGUUCCUGGUGCUGGAGCUGCUCAUCUGCAUCACCGCCAUGCUCUUUGGACUCACUGUGCUCGCAGCUCGUAGAAGUCAGGCUCCAAGUGAGCGACCACGAUAUCCCCAGACUCGCCCCCCACCAUCUCCAUCUCCAGUUGUCCAUGUUGUUCCGGUUGCAGCCGAGCCAACUGUAUCCCAGGUGGCGGUCGUUGUGACCGAACCAGACUCUGAGCUGGUGGAUGACAUCGCCACUCCGCCGACAGAACCUCAGGUGGAACCUAUUUACCCAUGAACACACACACUUCCGGCACCUGCCGUUGUGUAAAUAUAAAUGCCGCACCUGGUGCUUUUUUAACAAUGUGGUACAUCUCACCUUCUUUGUCUUUCUAUGACCGAUUGCGAGUCAACUCAGGUGACAAUUUGAAUAGAAACCAAGAAAAACACACCUUCACCUACUAUAAAUCUGUUGUUAGACACGUGAACUACAUUAUGUAUUGACAGACAGUGUGAAUAAAUUAUAUAUAUUCUUCUCACUAGUAGUAUGUGUAUUUACAUUAACGCCAUUUUAAAUGAAUACAAAGAAAAUAGUUAUUGCUAAUGUUGCUAUAACACCCAGUGUCCAGAAACUUAAUGGCGUUGUCUAUUAUCCACCACUUAAUGGCAUGUUUAGCUUUAAAUAUAAUAGCAAAAGAACUAUAUUAAAUGAUCAAUUGCCACUGAAGCAUUGUAUGUAUUCUGCAUUCUGUGACAAACACUGUAUAAUGCAUAAAAGUGUCAAAUAAAACCAUUAA